This is a messenger RNA of Rattus rattus (black rat), 4395 nucleotides long. RefSeq names its product ankyrin and armadillo repeat containing (gene Ankar). Bases 58 to 4395 code for a protein of 1445 amino acids. The transcript has 23 exons. The record is from RefSeq and is a predicted model, not a curated record. Gene Ontology annotation, molecular function: protein binding. Lineage: Eukaryota; Metazoa; Chordata; Mammalia; Rodentia; Muridae.
AUUGUCUUUUCCUUUGUUGCAGAAACUUCAAAAAGAACAAGCUAGAUUUAAUUGGAAAUGUUAAGAAUAGUAAAAAAAGGAAUAGUUAGAUUUGAUCAAGGACAAGAUGAAGAAACCUUCCUGGAAAAUUUAGCAGUGCAACGAAAUGCCUCUGCUUUUUUUGAAAAAUAUGAACGAAGUGAAGUGCAAGAAUUAUUAACAACAGCACUAGUCAGCUGGCUGGCUGCCAAGGAUGAUGUUCGUUCUCAACUAGACAUCCCGUGUGGACUCAUGAGUCAAAUAAAUAAUGUAGGCUUCUCCACUGCCGUCCUAUUGACUCCUGUGGACCCUACUACCCAGUUAGACUACAGGGAAGUCCAUCAGAUCUUAAGGGAGUUGGCCAUUGGAAUUUAUUGCUUAAAUCAAAUUCCUUCAAUCAGUUUAGAAGCCAAUUUUGAUCAGAGUUCUUCUUGUCAAUUACCUCCAGCUUAUUAUGAUACCAGAGUUGGACAAAUUUUGAUCCAUAUUGACUAUAUGCUAAAAGCACUGUGGCAUGGAAUAUACAUGCCCAGAGAGAAACGAGCCAGGUUCUCUGAAUUGUGGCGCACAAUCAUGGACAUUGAUCAAGAUGGGAAGCCUCAAACAACUAAAAACAUAUAUUCUGAGUUUAGUUCAGCAGGUUUGGUUGAUAUUACAACUGACCCAGACUUUGAGGGGAUCUAUGAUGAAGACAUGAAUGAAGAUCCAACAUAUGAACCCAAUAGCCCUGAAGAAAAGGCUAUGUUCAUGAAAUAUGCUGAGGGUAUGAUGAUGAAGCUGACAUUCAGUACCACACAUAUUCAGCAGCAUGAAAACAUCUUCAUAUUUGAGACAGCCUAUUGGCUUACUAAUGCUAUAAAGUACAACCAGGAUUACCUUGACAUUUGUACUUACCAGAGGCUACAACAAAGACUCUCUCUUCAAAAAAAAGUUAUUCAAAAGCACUUCGAGAAAAAAAAAGAAAUCAGAAGAGGGAUAGGCUAUCUAAAGUUAAUAUGUUUUCUAAUUCCAUUUUUACUCAGUUUAAAAAAGAAGAUGAAAGUUCCAUAUUUAAGUAGUCUACUUCCACCUUUUUCAGACGACAAGGUCAAGACGGAGAGAGAACUGCCUCCAUUUAUCUAUGGACGGAACUUUAAGUGCCAGAACUUCGAUUACAAAGAACAUCAGUUCUUCCAUGUGCACGGAGGGAUUGAAUUUGACAUCAGCACGAGUCCAGUUGAGAAUGCUCUGGACGAGUUUAAGAACAAUGCCGAAAAAAUAUGGGCAUGUGCUGCUAAUACCUUUACAGAAGAUUCAGGAUACAAAGAAUUUUACUCAGUACCAGUCAUGGAGUUUUAUGGAAAGAGCUACUAUGUGAUCUAUUUUGAACUUGAAAUUUUCUACCAGCAACUCUAUAAGACUCAAUGGUGGGGAGCCAUAAACGAAAUUGUGAAUAAUCUGAGAUUGAAAAGGCUUCCACUGACUGAAGCUCAACUACACGAGCAAUUUAAGAAAAAAUUUGGUUUAAAAAAAGCUAUGAAAUGCAAGAGUAUCCCAUUUGGUCUGAAGUCUGCUGUUGAAAGAGGCUUGUCUGCUGUUUUCCACACAUUUAGCCGUAAAACCUCAAGCUCCACAAUCAAUGUUUCUGAUGAAGCAGGCUACGCCAUUUUCCACCAUGCUGCCCUGCACAACCGGGUCCCUAUCAUAUGUCAGCUGUGUAACGCCAACUUCAACGUCAACCAGAGACGCUUCAUCAUGUUCACCCAAGAGUCAUCCAAAGUGGAUAUGAAAAAAGAAAGAAACGGUCCAACACCUCUACACCUGGCUGCACAAGGUUGUUCACUGGAAGCAACCAUCUGUCUACUUUGUUUCAAAGCUGAUUUCACACUUACUGAGAAAAGAGGCUGGAUGCCAAUACACUUCGCCGCCUUCUAUGAUAACAUCUGCAUCAUCAUCGCACUCUGUAGGAAGGAUCCGAGUUUGCUAGAGGCUGAGGCAACAGCUGAGAAUCAGUGUACUCCACUGUUACUUGCUGCCACUUCGGGAGCCCUAGACACGAUCCAAUACCUGUUUUCUCUUGGUGCAAACUGGAGAAAAACAGACACAAAGGGGAACAACAUCAUCCAUCUGUCAGUGCUUACUUUUCAUACAGAGGUACUCAAGUACAUAAUAGAGCUGCAUAUCCCUGAGCUUCCGGUUUGGAAAACUCUGGUGGAAAUGUUGCAGUGUGAAAGCUUCAAACGAAGGAUGAUGGCUGUCAUGUCCUUAGAAGUAAUUUGCUUAGCAAAUGAUGAAUACUGGAAAAAUAUUUUGGACGCAGGCACCAUUCCUGCCUUAGUCAAUCUAUUAAAAUGUCCCAAAAUAAAGCUGCAGUGUAAAAUUGUUGGGUUGCUGAGCAAUAUCUCAAUUCACGUAAGUGUAGUGCAUGCUCUGGUGGAGGCAGGAGGCAUUCCUGCUUUGAUCAGCCUGCUGGCUUCUGAUGAACCGGAACUCCAUUCUCGCUGCGCUGUUAUUCUAUAUGAUAUUGCUAAGUGUGAAAACAAGGAUGUUAUUGCCAAAUAUAAUGGAAUUCCAGCUCUGAUAAAUCUCUUAAGCCUUAACAAAGAAAAUGUGCUGGUGAAUGUAAUGAACUGUAUCCGGGUGCUUUGUAUGGGAAAUGAAGGCAAUCAAAAAGCAAUGAGAGACUAUAACGGCAUCCAUUACCUUAUCCAUUUUCUGAGUUCUGAUUCUGAUGUGCUGAAGGCAGUGUCCUCAGCUACAAUCGCUGAGGUUGGCCGGGACAAUAAGCAGGUGCAGGAUGCUAUAGCAAUGGAAGGGGCUAUCCCUCCCCUGGUAGAUCUUUUUAAAGGGAAGCAGCUCAGUGUCCAAGUAAAAGGUGCCAUGGCUGUGGAGUCACUGGCAAAUCGCAAUCCUUCAAUCCAGAAGGCAUUUCUGGAAAGAAAAUUAACUAAGGACCUCCUAAAACUUCUAAAGGCCUUUCAAAUAGAUGUUAAGGAGCAAGGAGCCAUAGCACUUUGGGCCUUGGCAGGACAAACACUGAAACAACAGAAGUAUAUGGCAGAGCAGAUUGGAUACAACUUCAUAAUAAACAUGCUUUUGUCGCCAUCAGCUAAGAUGCAGUAUGUAGGAGGUGAAGCAGUCAUAGCUCUAAGUAAGGACAGUAGGAAGCACCAGUAUCAAAUAUGUGAAGGGAACGGCAUUGCACCACUGAUUCGCCUGCUGAGGAUUAGUAAGAUAGCAGAAGGCACACUCCUGAGCGUCAUCAGAGCAGUGGGCUCCAUUUGUAUCGGUGUGGCCCACACGAGCAAUCCCAUGAGUCAACAAUGUGUUGUAGAGGAGAAUGCCUUUCCAGUGCUUAUUCAGCUACUAAGAAGUCACCCUUCAAUUAACAUUAAGGUUGAAGUGGCCUUUUCGUUGGCAUGCAUUGUCCUAGGGAAUGAUUCGCUACAGAAAGAAUUACAAGAAAAUGAGGGAUUUGAAUAUUCUGAUGUCCUUUAUCUUCUUCACUCAAAAGAUAAGGAAAUCUGCUUGAGAGCAGGUUAUGCACUCACCCUUUUUGCCUUCAAUAAUCGUUUUCAACAGUACUUAAUAUUGGAAACUGGAAUGAUAACCUUAUCUAUUUUUGAGCCUUUUCUUCAAUCCAGAGUUGAAACAGAGAGGGCAAUGGCAGCAUUUCAGAUUAUCGUAUUAGCUAAAGUCAUUAUAGACAUGGAUCAUAUUACUUUGUCUGCAAGAGGUGUUACUAUUUUAGCUGACAGCCUGUAUUCAGCCCACACUCCUACUCUUGCCCUGACAGGUAAUCUAAUAGCUAGCCUGGCUCAUACGAGAUCGGGGAUCCCAGAUGCUUUUUUCACACUGGGGACCGUCCAGCGGCUCUUCUACCAUCUGUACUCAGAGAGAGAAGAGGUUCGAGCAGCAUGUUCCUGUGCCCUUGGCUACCUCAGUUACAAUGCACGGGCUUUCCGCAUCCUGCUAACGGAGUGCAGGAAUAAGCCUAACCAAUUUCUGCGCAUAAAACAUAACAUCAGUAGGGAUGCCAGGAUCAACCCUGCCUUCCUAAAGGAGUUUCAAAUGCAGCAGGCCGUGGGACUUCCAUCUUUAAGCCUGGAGAAGAAUGGAGGACCAUCUGUAAUUCCUAUCUUUAAAAAAGGGAAAGAGCACCGAAGAAAAGCAAGACCUAAAAUCCAGCCAAGAGAUUCUCUGACUUUAAUACCACCUGCAACUAACUUCAUGGGGCUCUUCAGAACAACACACAAGACCCAUGUUUCCCACAACAUUUUUUCAUUUUCAUCUGGAAUUUCAUCAGAUAUCAUAAAUGUAUCAAGACCAAGAAUAGUGUUUUUGAAAAACCUUGGGAAAGGUGAACAGAAUGCCAACCCAGAGCCUGCAGAAAGCUAA